Messenger RNA from Thamnophis sirtalis, 758 nucleotides. NCBI's taxonomy places the organism in Eukaryota, Metazoa, Chordata, Lepidosauria, Squamata, Natricidae. The record is from RefSeq and is a predicted model, not a curated record.
AUGCCGAUCCAGAUAUUCUGCACCAUCUCCUUCUCCUCCAGCAAAAAGAAACACGCUAUCAAGAGCCCUGCUGGAAGUAAUCACGACAAAUCUCUUUAUGACCAGCACAAUCCAGAAGACUCAGAGAAGGACUCCAAAGAGGAAGAAGAACUAGGGGAGGAAGAUGAAGGUACAACCCCAAAUCUGGCAGCCUUUGCCAAUAGCUGCACCUUGCAUGGUGCCAACCAUAUCUUCAUAGGGAAUGGAUUUGGAAUCCGCCAGACCCUCUGGGCAGGUGCAUUCCUGAUCUCUCUGUCCAUUUUCUUAUCCCAGGUAGCUGGGCGAAUUUUUUACUAUCUGGAAUAUCAUCAUAUCACGCAGCUGGACGAGCAGGAGAGUCCACAGCUGACUUUCCCUGCUGUCACUUUCUGCAACAUCAAUCGCAUCCGAGUAUCUCAGCUCACCUACGAUUACUUGUCUUAUAUUUCACCGCUUUUGGGCUAUGACGUGGGUACCUAUCUGGAAGCAGGCUUCCCACUGGCUACCCCUAGCUUUGAAGUGCCCGAGGAGCCCCUCAAUCUGCUUAACUUUUAUGACCGCAGCAGCCAUCAGCUGGAGGAUAUGAUGCUGACUUGUAGAUACCGUGGGGAAAUUUGCAGGCCUGAAGAUUUUACUAUGGUGAGUGAUGAUUACCUAGUUUCUGUAGUAUCAGCCAUGGGGAGAAACCUUAGUUUUGCUGAGAGCUAAGCUGCUGGCUAGUUGGUAGAAUACUCCCUUUC